This is a messenger RNA of Ambispora leptoticha, 537 nucleotides long. Lineage: Eukaryota; Fungi; Glomeromycota; Glomeromycetes; Archaeosporales; Ambisporaceae. The record is from the annotation of a GenBank genome assembly.
AUGGCAUCUUUUAAGUUUCCAACAAUACACAAGUUCCCACCUUUUUACAGUUUUCAGCCCACACAGUCGACAUGGCAGCACCAGGUGGCUCAUUGGUCGCGAAUUAUUUUAUUAUAUUUUCGACAUUAUCGGUUAUAUAGACUCGAGUUAUCAGAAUCACUAAAUAGUGAACUUUUUUAUAAUAAGACUAUAAAGCGCCGUUUAAAUCUCGAGACGCUCCAAGCAAUAAUUAGUGAAAUGGUCAAAGAAGGCACAGCAGAAUGGGAUCCGCCAAAUAAAAAAAUAUCUGCAAUAAUAUAUUGGCGGAAACCAGAAGAAUGGGCAACAUUAAUUUAUAAUUGGGUCUUUGAUAAUGGGAUGACAAAUUCUAUAUUAACAUUAUAUGAGAUUGCACACGGAGAGAUUACAGAGGGUUUAGGUAUUUAUGCGUAUCAAAGUGUGCUUCUGAAAGCAUUGGAUGUGCUAGUGAAACGAGGGCAGGCACAAGUGUUUCAAGGGACGAGCGCUGAUGAUAUGGGUGUUAAAUUUUUGGUGUGA